Messenger RNA from Lobosporangium transversale, 1120 nucleotides. RefSeq names its product ubiquitin-related domain-containing protein. Gene Ontology annotation, molecular function: protein tag activity; ubiquitin protein ligase binding. The transcript has a single exon. Bases 4 to 693 code for a protein of 229 amino acids. Lineage: Eukaryota; Fungi; Mortierellomycota; Mortierellomycetes; Mortierellales; Mortierellaceae. The record is from RefSeq and is a predicted model, not a curated record. Gene Ontology annotation, biological process: protein ubiquitination; modification-dependent protein catabolic process. Gene Ontology annotation, cellular component: cytoplasm; nucleus.
GGUAUGCAGAUUUUCGUCAAGACACUCACUGGCAAGACAAUCACUUUGGAAGUUGAGUCUUCCGACACCAUCGACAACGUCAAGCAGAAGAUUCAGGACAAGGAAGGUAUUCCUCCAGACCAGCAGCGUCUUAUUUUCGCCGGAAAACAGCUUGAGGAUGGCCGCACGCUCUCUGACUAUAAUAUUCAGAAGGAAUCCACCCUCCACCUAGUUCUUCGUCUUCGCGGCGGUAUGCAGAUUUUCGUCAAGACUUUAACCGGUAAAACUAUCACUUUGGAAGUUGAGUCCUCCGACACCAUCGAUAACGUCAAGCAGAAGAUUCAGGACAAGGAAGGUAUUCCCCCAGACCAGCAGCGCCUCAUCUUCGCCGGAAAACAGCUUGAAGAUGGUCGUACGCUCUCUGACUACAAUAUCCAAAAGGAGUCUACCCUUCACUUGGUCCUUCGUCUCCGCGGCGGUAUGCAGAUUUUCGUCAAGACACUCACUGGCAAGACAAUCACUUUGGAAGUUGAGUCUUCCGACACCAUCGACAACGUCAAGCAGAAGAUUCAGGACAAGGAAGGUAUUCCUCCAGACCAGCAGCGUCUUAUUUUCGCCGGAAAACAGCUUGAGGAUGGUCGCACGCUCUCUGACUACAAUAUCCAAAAGGAGUCUACCCUUCACUUGGUCCUUCGUCUUCGUGGUGGCCAGUAAUUUUCGAGUAUUAAUUAAAGUUGAAAAAUUUAUUAGACAAUUUGAAAAGUCAAUUGUUCUGUAAAAUAUUCGAAUCAAUAGUGACUAUCUUUAAUAGAAGGUAGAUCAAACAUCGCAUGGCCUGCAUUGUUUACUUUCAAUUACAUGUCUAUAAAUUACACAACCAAGACGCCAUGCCGGGUACAAAUAAACCUUCUUUUUUAAGAUAUAUUUUUAUCAAACAUGUUCCAUGCUGGCUUCUUGAAACCUUAUCUGGAGCAUCGUAUUCGUAUGCUCAGAGAUGUACGAGAAAAUCUACAACUGUGGAAGGAGCUACGAGACGAAAGACGUCGGAUCGUGGAUGAGAAGUUUUUUUUAAGCACAGUAAGCUUAAACAAGCGUACAGUUAGCCUGUGACAAGCAAAAAAGAGGAAAUAGUUUGUCAAUA